AUGACCGGCAACGCGAAGCUCAAGGACCGUCGGAGGGAGGAUUACCGCUACAUUUUAGACUACCGGACGCGAUGGGCCGAUAAUGACAUGUAUCAACACAUGAAUAAUAGUAUCUACAGUUUUCUAUAUGACUCGGUAGUCAACACGUACCUGAUUGAGCACUGUAAUCUGUCGCCCUCAGAGUCUAAGCAGUACGGCCUUGUGGUACACUCACAUAGCGACUACUUUGCUUCCAUCUCGUUCCCCGCUGUUGCUGAACUAGCGCUCCGCGUCAACAAGUUGGGCAAGUCUAGCGUGACAUAUGAGAUUGCUCUCUUUGAAAAGGGUAUAAGCGAGGUGAGAGCAGUCGGAGAGUUUGUCCAUGUUUUUGUUGAAAGAUCUACCGGCCGUCCAACCGUAUCUGGAAUGAGCGAUGAAUUGCGGAGGGGAUUGGAGCGAAUUCUUGUAGUGGACAGGGAAAACAAGCUCUAA
Molecule: messenger RNA, 471 nt
Organism: Colletotrichum truncatum
Lineage: Eukaryota; Fungi; Ascomycota; Sordariomycetes; Glomerellales; Glomerellaceae
Product: thioesterase superfamily protein
Cellular component (GO): mitochondrion
Molecular function (GO): fatty acyl-CoA hydrolase activity
Source: RefSeq, a predicted model, not a curated record